Molecule: messenger RNA, 3994 nt
Organism: Kogia breviceps (pygmy sperm whale)
Lineage: Eukaryota; Metazoa; Chordata; Mammalia; Artiodactyla; Physeteridae
Source: RefSeq, a predicted model, not a curated record
GGGCCGAGUCUGGAGCCCGACAAGCGUUGGCACAGUGGUGGCGGCAGCCCGCGGCUGGGAGGCAGGUGCACGUACUCCGCCGGGCGGGGCAAAUGUUUCUGGACCAGAUGAAGGUUGAGGAGCCUUCCAGCUGUAAGAUAUUAGGAUAGGAAACUCCUGAGUCUGGAUCUACAGAAGACUUGCCUGUCCUCUCCACACAAUGUCAGAAGGAAGAAGCAGUGGAGCAACCAGAUUUCUGCUAUGAUGAGUUUGGCUUCCGCGUGGACAAGGAAGACACCUGCUGUUGCCGAGUGGGCUGCUGGAAAGCCGUCUGCCAGAACCCAGGGUAGCCUGUCACCAACCAGUCGUUAACUGACUGACUGAGACCACUAUUCAUCUUCAGGUCACUCAUAUUCCCAGUUCUGAUGAGUCUUCCUUGUUCUCUAGUUUGCAGGCAAACAUUCAGAAGGUAAAAGCUGGGCCUGAGAGGAGCAUAGGGAACUUUCUAGUAUGAUGGAAGUAUUCUGUAUCUUGACGGGGACAGCAUUUAGACUGUCAGUGUUUAGACAUUUGUUUAUUGAUACUCAACAAAGUGUACACUUAAAGUUUGUGCACUUUAUGUGAAUUCACUGAAGGUGAAGUUUCAGAAAGUGGACGCCAAGGGCAUGGCUUUAGGAUGAGGAAGAGUGAGGCUCUGGGGGGGGCCCCGCCCCCCUGUGCAUCCCCAGUGCCUCAAACAGAACCAGAGGUGGUCUUGGUCUUGUGAGUUCCCAGGCAGUAAACAAACAAAUGUAUGCUGGGGGCAAGAAGAGGCUGGGAGAGGAGGGGAGGUGGCAGGCGUUUGAACAGAGACUGGGAGGAAGUGAGGCAGUGAGUGUGGCCAGAAGGGGAAUAACAGGUGCCAGGCCCUGAGGCAGACUGGAUUUGUGGGAAAGAGCUGGGGUGGAGGGAGCAGGGCGCGAGGAGGCGGGGUCGGGUGCUGUGUCUGCGCGACAGGCUCUGAGCUGUGACAGGGCUGUGAGCAGCCUCUAGGGAGGCAGGGCAGGACUAGGGGGCCGGUGAGGAGGCUGUUGCUCUAAUCCAGGCGAGAGACGGUGGCUUGGACUAGGUCCGUAGUCGGAGGGGCGAGAGGGCCGAGGUUCUGCCUGUGCUCUGAAGAGGAGCCUGAGCACCUGCUGGGGGGUGGCCUCGUGGAUCUGGUUUGGGGGUGAAAGCGAAGAGUUCGCGCUGGCUGUUCGGGGUGCCACGGGAGGUGGUUGGAAAGGUGGCCCUGGCCUUCGGCAGUGAGAUCCGGGCGGCGGACCCAUAGCCCAGUCCUCUGCUCUCGGGGCACAGGCGGCGGGGGUCGCUCUCCUUCCUCCCUCACAGGCGCAGACGGCGGCCCCCGCCCAGGCCAGCUGCUGGAGGACCCCCCCCAGAGGCUGCGCUGGCAGGCCCACCUGGAGUUCACCCACAACCACGACGUGGGGGACCUCACCUGGGACAAGAUUGCCAUCUCCCUGCCCCGCUCGGAGAAGCUCCGCUCUCUGGUGCUGGCUGGGGUGCCCCACAGCAUGAGGCCGCAGCUGUGGAUGCGGCUCUCCGGGGCCCUGCAGAAGAAGAGGAACUCCGAGCUGUCCUACCGAGAGAUCGUGAAGGACAGCGCCAACGACGAGACCGUUGCUGCCAAGCAGCAGAUUGAGAAGGACCUGCUCCGCACCAUGCCCAGCAACGCCUGCUUUGCCCACGUGAGCAGCGUGGGCGUACCCCGCCUGCGCAGGGUGCUCCGAGCGCUGGCCUGGCUCUACCCAGAGAUCGGCUACUGCCAGGGCACGGGCAUGGUGGCUGCCUGCCUCCUGCUGUUCCUGGAGGAGGAGGACGCCUUCUGGAUGAUGUGCACUAUCAUUGAGGACCUGCUCCCCGCCUCCUACUUCAGCACCACUCUGCUGGGCGUCCAGACCGACCAGCGGCUCCUGCGCCACCUCAUUGUCCAGUACCUGCCUCGGCUGGACAGGCUGCUCCAGGAGCAUGACAUCGAGCUGUCCCUCAUCACACUGCACUGGUUCCUCACGGCCUUCGCCAGCGUGGUGCACGUCAGGCUGCUGCUGCGCCUCUGGGACCUGUUUUUCUACGAGGGCUCCCUGGUGCUGUUCCAGACCACGCUGGGCAUGCUGCGCCUCAAGGAGGAGGAGCUGAUCCAGUCGGAGAAUUCGGCCUCCAUCUUCAACACGCUGUCGGACAUACCGUCGCAGAUGGAGGACGCGGACCUGCUGCUGGGGGAGGCCAUGCGGCUGGCGGGCUCCCUCACUGACGUGGCUGUGGAGAGCCAGCGCCGCAAGCACCUGGCCUACCUCCUAGCCGACCAGGGCCAGCUCCUGGGCGCCAGCCCCACCGCCAGCCUCUCUCAGGUUGUCCGCCGCAGGACCCAGCGGAGGAAGUCUGGCAUCACGUCGCUGCUCUUCGGGGAGGACGACCUGGAGGCGCUCAAGGCCAAGAACAUCAAGCAGACGGAGCUGGUGGCCGACCUCCGGGAAGCCAUCCUUCGUGUGGCACGCCACUUCCAGUGCACAGACCCCAAGAACUGCAGUGUGCAGGAGCUGAGCCCAGACUACAGCAUGGAGAGCCACCAGAGGGACCACGAGAACUACGUGGCGUGCUCGCGCGGCCACCCACGCCGGGCCAAGGCCCUGCUGGACUUCGAGCGCCACGACGAUGACGAGCUGGGCUUCCGCAAGAACGACAUCAUCACGAUCGUCUCUCAGAAGGACGAGCACUGCUGGGUGGGGGAGCUGAACGGCCUGAGAGGCUGGUUUCCAGCAAAGUUCGUGGAAGUCCUGGAUGAGCGGAGCAAGGAGUACUCCAUCGCGGGGGACGAUUCUGUGACAGAGGGGGUCACGGACCUCGUGCGAGGGACCCUCUGCCCGGCCCUGAAGGCCCUGUUUGAGCACGGACUGAAGAAGCCUUCCCUGCUUGGGGGCGCCUGCCACCCCUGGCUGUUCAUCGAGGAGGCGGCGGGCCGGGAGGUCGAGAGAGACUUCGACUCGGUGUAUUCGCGCCUAGUGCUGUGUAAGACGUACAGAUUGGACGAAGAUGGCAAAGUCCUGACCCCAGAGGAGCUGCUCUACCGGGCUGUGCAGUCCGUUAAUGUGACCCAUGACGCUGCACACGCACAAAUGGACGUCAAGCUCCGCUCCCUCAUCUGCGUGGGGCUCAAUCCUCAGGACCCUCUGCCUGGAGCCGCCCCCGACCCCGCCCUGCCUGUGGCCAGUGAGCAGGUCCUGCACCUGUGGCUGGAGGUGCUCUGCUCCAGCCUGCCCACCGUGGAGAAGUGGUACCAGCCCUGGUCCUUCCUGCGCAGCCCCGGCUGGGUCCAGAUCAAGUGCGAGCUGCGGGUCCUCUGCUGCUUCGCCUUUAGCCUCUCCCAAGACUGGGAACUUCCUGCAAAGAGAGAGGAGGAGAAGCAGCCCCUGAAGGAGGGCGUCCAGGACAUGCUGGUGAAGCACCACCUUUUCAGCUGGGACAUAGACGGGUGAUGCUCUUCCUCCAGGAUCCCUGUCACACCCAGGCCUCCCCAGACCCCUUGGCUACCAGGCUCCUUCCUCAAGCAAGAAGACAACAGCCGGGCACUGGCCAGCCUCGGGCCCACCCCAAGCUGCAAGGUCGAGGGGAGGACACACUCGGGAGCGCUGGCUGGGCACCGUGGUAGGGAGUCCGGGGACACCGCCCUGGGUGCCGCAGUGCUGGUGGAGGGCAGCAGGUGGCGGGAGCAGAAGGUGGGGGCCCGGCUCAGCCCGUUACUCUCAGUGCCUGGGGGAGGGUUCUGCCCUGCCAGGGUCUUUACCAGAGGCCCGGGGCCCCAGGCUCGCUGGGCUGAACAAACACCUUGGGAGGUGGAGCGCCACCUCUGCUCUGUCAGGUUUUGUUCGGGAGGAGGGUGGGGAGGCUGAAGGCUCCCCUGGCCUCUUUGACUUACAAAUAAACUGUCUCUGAGACGCACCUCUCCCACCUUCUGUCUAGCCAGCUGCGCGUCCAAGGU